AUGCUCCCGAUCACAUACCGCUCCUCCGAAGGACCAACCUCCGAAAUCAAGGUGUUCCAGGAUCCUGCCCCGGACUUCUCGGCGGCCAAGGCCCGCGGCGAGACGGUUCUGAUUCUGCGCAACGUUCCUGUGGGGUUUGCUGUCCGCACGCUCCACUCCUUGCUGAUGACUAGCUCCACGGAGGGGGUUCGCUGGCUUGGUGACCUUCUUUUCUUCCACAAGCUGUUUGAUCCUUACGAGGAAUCAUUCUUACCUCAGAUGCUUGGCAUUGCUGUUGCCUCCCCUAACGACCCCCUCUUUGAAGCCAUCCCUGCUGUCAUAUGGGUGCCAGGAGUUCAGGAACCUAUCCUGGUGAAUGUGUCUUCGCACUCAUGCGCUGUGUGCACUAGUAACCAUCGUACGCGCGACCACAGCAGCUUCGCUGCAGUGAGGAGGAACCGCAUCGCUAAUCCGUACCUCAUCACCAUGUGGCAGCUCCAGAAUUGCCGCUCCCUACAUGCCCCCCUGCCUUUUACAGCCAGGAUCAUUGGCCAGCACCCCGCAGUGGCUUCCUUCAAGGCCGAACCUGGUACCUUCUUCAUUGGGACGGAUCUCGAGUUCAGGCUUCUCGCCAUCUACGCCCCUAACAACUAUCUUGACAGGCGUGCCUGGUGGACCAACACUGUGGCGCACUACCUGGAGCAACCCUCCGCCAGUUCUGGAACAAUUCUUACCGGUCACUUCAAUGCCGUGGUGUUACCCUUGGACAGGAAUCGGGACCUGAAACCAGUGGAGCGCACAGAGACAGCUUUAUUAGAGGAUAUGCUCAAGAAACACUCUCUUAUUGACUGCUACCGGCACAAGUUUCCAACCAAAGCCAUGUUUUCCUUUUCCUCCCAUCAAAAAGUUCUGCCUUCUGGAUCUGCCCCCCCCUCCUCCCAACCUUCCCUCCCCAGGCAGAAUGCUUGCUCUCCUGUUUCUGCCCCCUCCUCCUCCCGCCUUGACAGAACGUACGUCUCUCAGGAACUCAGACCUGGGUUCACCAUCGAGGAGUGGGACCACUGGAAGAAAGGGCUUUGUCGUCAACUUCAGUGGUACAGUAAGGAGGGAAAAACCAGGGUAAGGAAGACUAUGUCCUUUCUAAGUGAUGAGGCAUGCCGCCUUCAGCUUCACCUUCUCAAAAACCCUUCUGACCAGCAGGGAGCCACCCGCUUAUCCCUUCUCACUUCUAGCCUGGAGUCUUAUGAGCUCUCUCGUGCCUCCAAAAUCGCGCUCAAGGCAAAGCUCAAGGUGGAAGGCUCUAGAGAGAUGGGGGUCUCCUCUCUUCUCAUUGGUCUUCAGGGCCGCAUCAAAGAUUCUCUCAUUCCACAUCUCAAGCUCCCCUCGGGUGAGAUUGUCUCUGACUUGCAGGGCAUGUCCAAGCACUGCACCGAGUACUUCUCCACUCUUUACAAUGGUCUCUCUCCAGUCUCUCGUGACCUUUCGUUCUGGAAUUCAGUGCGCACCUCUGUGCUCCCCUCUUCCUGCUCUGCCCGUCUGGAUCUUCCAUUUUCGCUGGCAGAGAUUGAGUCAGCUCUGGGGCGGCUUUCCAAAGGGCAAGUUCCCAAGUCCAUGGAAGCCGGCAGGACGGUUCUCAUCCCCAAGCGUGGAAGUACGCAGCUUGUAUCAAACCUGCGGCCUAUUACGCUGAUGAACGUGGAUUACAAGGUUCUUGCCCUUGUCCUUGCCUCCCGUUUACAAGCUGUUCUUCCCAAAAUCAUCAACCCCGCACAGGCUGCGUUCAUCAAAGGUCGGCGUAUCGGCGAUACAAUCAAUGAUACAUUGGACCUCAUGGAGUGGGCGAUCGCUCAAGGUGACCCACUCCUCGUUCUCACGGUGGAUAUCCGGAAGGCAUAUGACAUGGGCUGCCCCCUUGCCCCUCUCCUCUUCGUCUGUGUGAUCGAGGUCAUGCAGAGGUUCAAUUCCUAUAAGGGGUGCCGAUGA
Molecule: messenger RNA, 1962 nt
Organism: Closterium sp. NIES-65
Lineage: Eukaryota; Viridiplantae; Streptophyta; Zygnematophyceae; Desmidiales; Closteriaceae
Source: the annotation of a GenBank genome assembly